CCCAUUAUAGAUAUUACGACAUUAGUUUUGUCGCUAUACUCAAGUCACAUUCAGGGAUUCAGCAUCUUUUUAUCUAUUCGUGGAUCAAGUGAAACGUAAAAUAAUUUAUCAACAUAAUUAUUCGAAAGUAUUGGUGUCAAGACAUAGAACGACAAAAAUGCUUUCGCAACGAAUUGUGGUAUCAGCUCCGAGACUAAUUCGACGAAAUUUCGGAAUUGCUGCUCCAAUGAUGCAGGCAGCCGCUGUUGACCCUAUUCAGCAGUUAUUUGUCGACAAAAUUCGAGAAUACAAAUCCCAGUCUUCGGGUGGCAAACUGACCCUUCCUCCUGAAAUUCAAGCAGAAAAAAAGAGAGAACUAGAAAAACUAGCCAAACAGUAUGGCGGUGACGAAGGAGCAGAUAUGACAGCUUUUCCUAAAUUUUCUUUCCCAGAUCCAAAAAUCGAAGUUAAUCCACUGGAAUCGACAUCCAAAUGAAAUUGUUAAUGUGUAAUUAUAAAAAGAGGUAUAGAAUAAAAAUUUAAUUCUAAGGUUAAAUUCAAAA
Messenger RNA from Copidosoma floridanum, 542 nucleotides. Its product is annotated as ATP synthase-coupling factor 6, mitochondrial. Gene Ontology annotation, biological process: proton motive force-driven ATP synthesis. The record is from RefSeq and is a predicted model, not a curated record. Lineage: Eukaryota; Metazoa; Arthropoda; Insecta; Hymenoptera; Encyrtidae. Gene Ontology annotation, molecular function: proton transmembrane transporter activity. Gene Ontology annotation, cellular component: proton-transporting ATP synthase complex.